Cornus florida is the source of this 3000-nucleotide messenger RNA. Its product is annotated as L-type lectin-domain containing receptor kinase S.6. Gene Ontology annotation, molecular function: carbohydrate binding; ATP binding; protein kinase activity. The transcript has a single exon. The record is from RefSeq and is a predicted model, not a curated record. Bases 262 to 2334 code for a protein of 690 amino acids. NCBI's taxonomy places the organism in Eukaryota, Viridiplantae, Streptophyta, Magnoliopsida, Cornales, Cornaceae. Gene Ontology annotation, biological process: protein phosphorylation. Gene Ontology annotation, cellular component: plasma membrane.
CACACACUCUCUCUCUCUCCAAGGUGUACAUGAUUCCGUUAUUGGCAAAUGCAGAAUUUCCGAAUUCUGUGAGAGAAAUACUGUCAAACAGGUUCAGAUCAAUCAGUCGUACAAUGACCAAACAAUCGAACCACCAAGAAACUCUCACCACUUCGUCACUUUCCCCAAUUUUCUUCCAAGAAAUCCCUUCAAAAUCGCCAUUUCUCACCAGACCCAUCACAACCCAGUAGUCCAAACCCACCAUAUAUUUGAAUCCCUACUAUGCCUCGUCAACUCCUCUGGGUUUUCUUCUUCUUCGUCUUCUUCUUCAACUCCAUUUCACCAUCUUCUUCCGUCCCUUUCUUGGCUGCACACAAUAUCACUCUCUUUGGCGAUGCUUACUUCAGAAACAAUUCAAUCAGUCUCACCCAAGACCUUAACUGUUUCUCUCCUCCUCCUUCAUCUUCUUCUUCUUCCUUUGGGAUCGGAAGAGCUUUCUAUGUCGACCCAAUUCGUUUUCUUGAUUCUUCAACCAACGCCACAGUUUCUUUCUCUUGUCGCUUCUCUUUCACAAUCAUCUCUUCCCCAGUGUGUUCUUCCGGAGAUGGAAUUGCCUUUCUGAUCACAUCCAAUGUGGGUUCUUUCAGCCUUUCCGAUGGCUACAUGGGUCUCCCAGAACAGGCCUCGAACGAUCAAGAUUCGUUCUUCGCUGUGGAGUUCGAUACGAGUUUCGAUCCAUCUCUUGGUGACAUCAAUGCCAACCAUAUUGGUUUAGACAUUAACACAAUCAGGUCGUCUGCGUCUGUUGAUGUCUUCUCAAAAGGGUUUGAUCUGAAAAGUGGGAAGGAAAUGACUUCUUGGAUUCAAUACAGAGAUUCCGAGAAGAUGAUCAGAGUGUGGGUUGGAAACUCUCAGGUCAGGCCUUCUAGUCCUCUGCUUGUUGCCCCGAUUGACUUUUCCAUGCAAUUCAAACAGUUCAUGUAUGUUGGGUUCUCUGCUUCCAACAGAAGAGGCUCUGCAGUUCAUGUUGUUGAUCAUUGGCGAUUCAAAACUUUUGGGUUUCUUCCUUCAUUGACUCCUAUGGAUACUGUUGAAGAAGGGGACUGUUUGAUUUGCUCUCCGGAGGACUCGAGCAUCGAGAACAGUCACUCCAAUGACCAUCACAUGGACAAAAGGGUGCGCGAAUUGGCUCUUGGCUUUGGGGGCUUAGCUGCAUUUGCUGUCUCUGUAUUUGCAGUUCUUGUUAUAGUCUGUUUCUGUAUGAUAAGGAAGAGAAGACUUGAUAGCAGAUGCAAUGAAGGCCAAAUUUGUAAGUUUCAAGGGAACAAAGUACCCAAAAGAUUGUCACUCACCCAGAUAAAAUCAGCUACAAGGGGUUUUAACCACAACAGAAUCAUUGGUGAAGGAGCGUCAGCGACCGUUUAUGAAGGUUCCCUUCCCUCUGGUGGAACAGUGGCAGUUAAAAGGUUCAGUCAGCCUACUAGAAUCAGCUCUUUGCGCAAUCCGUUCACCAAUGAGUUUGCGACAAUGGUGGGCUGUUUACGACACAAACAUUUGGUUCAGCUCCAAGGAUGGUGUUGUGAGGGGAAUGAGUUACUCCUGGUUUACGAGUACAUGCCUAAUGGAAGCCUUGACAAAAUUCUGCACAAGAGCACCAAAGCCAGAGAUAGCCUCACAUGGGAGAAGAGAAUGAAUAUAGUACUUGGGGUUGCUUCUGCUCUUAUAUAUCUGCACGAAGAAUGCGAGAGGCAGAUAAUUCAUAGAGAUGUGAAGACUUGCAAUAUAAUGCUUGAUGCUGAGUUCAAUGCUAAACUUGGAGAUUUUGGUUUAGCAGAAGUUUAUGAACAUAGUACUUUAAGUACUAGGGAUGCUACUUUACCAGCUGGAACAAUGGGAUAUCUUGCUCCUGAGUAUGUCUAUAUGGGUGUUCCGACGGUGAAAACAGAUGUUUACAGCUUUGGUGUGGUGGUGCUGGAGGUGGCGUCGGGGAGGAAGCCUGUGGAUGAUUAUGGAACUCCGGUUGCUGAUUGGGUGUGGGACUUGUGGGAAAAGGGGAAACUAAUUGAGGCUGCUGAUCCUAAAUUGAAGGGGAAGUUUAAUAAAAUGGAGAUGGAGAAGUUGCUCAUGUUGGGACUUGUUUGUGUGCAUCCGAACUAUGAGAAGAGGCCAACGGUGAGGGAAGCAGCGAGGAUUCUCAGAGGUGAGGCACCACUACCUCUUCUGCCAUCAAGGAAACCCACGGUGAGCAUUCGAUCUGUUCUGCCUGAGGGUUCCGAAGAAAUACUUAAUUUUGGAAUAGAUGAAAAUCAUCAUGUGGAUGACACGCCCUGGUUGACACCUAGGACCCAUUUUUAGUUUGAACUUCGAAAUUGCUUAGGAAUGACAUUAGGCCUGAAAUGGAAAUAAUGCACAAGCAACUGCUUUUGCUAUUACAAAUGCUUGGACCUGUAUUUCAGUUUUGAAUUCCUUUCUUUAUAUUUUUGAAGAUUAAAUUCUACAAUGUUCCUAAUGUUGCUGAGAUAAGUCAUUAUGACAAGCUUUAGUUAUGUUUUGUUGUGUGUAAAUAAGAUCAUACAAUUUACCCAAAAAAACGAAAAGAAAAAGAUUGUACAACUAUGUUUUGUAUCAUAUUUGAAGUAGCUCCAUUUUGUUGCAAGUAGGAUAGAAACAAGUUUGCUUCAAUAUUGAAGCUACCUGAGAUAAAUCAGUAUAGUCUAUUGGGUGUUGCCGCAAUCGCUUGUUUAAAUCUCCUCCUGGUUGUGGACACUGAUAGCUUCUCUGUCCUCAAUAGAGAGGGGAAAAGAGAUUGCCUUCUGAGACUUAAGUUUGAUCCUUCUGAACUAUGAUAAGGGGUAGACAGCGAAGAAAGCAGUGAUGAUCGCUCAAAGGUGCGAGUGUUACUUCUCAUAGGCAGCAAUAAAUUGACAUUGGCGACUGGAUAUGUUCUACAAGACUCAGAACAUCUUCUUCAAUGUACGAUUGUGUGUGCAAUUAAACUACAUUUACAUUAAUUAAACAUUC